Cuscuta europaea is the source of this 3457-nucleotide messenger RNA. Lineage: Eukaryota; Viridiplantae; Streptophyta; Magnoliopsida; Solanales; Convolvulaceae. The record is from the annotation of a GenBank genome assembly.
UAAAAAUGCAUUUUUCUCUUGCGACAACGGUUACAUCAUAAUUCCUUGCAUGUAUGAACUGAGUGACCGAGUCAUACUCACGAUUUUGUUUCUUGUACCUGCGCUAACCUCAUCGGGCCUCUCUAUUUCAAUGUUCGAUUGGAAUAAAGAAACAAACAAAUUCAGUGUAAAAAAUUAAUAUGAUUGCUUAUAAAGAUCGUAUUUUUCUUUAAAUGGGGCAUGACUCAGGACGGACUUGGGGUGUUCAUACACUGGCACUUCACAAUUGGCUUGUUAUAAGAUAGACAAGUGCGGGGUUAUGAUGAUCCCUAUGGUUCUUGAUCGUGGAACAUCCUCAAAACCUGCUAAAAGGAAUUGAUAAAAACCCAUCAAAAUCAUUAAGAGUACGAAAAAAGUCAAAUGGUUCUGAAAUUGUAAUAUGCGCAGGACCUGAUGCAUUUUCCUUUCCCCGUUCCUAGUGGAAGAAUGACGAGAUGCUGCUCUUGGUCCCACCACUUAUCAAAAAUAUCCCUCACUAGACUGUCGUCACCAUCGCUUUUGUUCAUUUUCCACUCCACCGAUGUUCUCUGUGUAUGGAUUGGAGGGGCGGUGUUUUUCCCUCGGUAUUUUUUGGUCGCUUGACGGAAUAGAUGCCCCAAUGCCAAAGGAAAAGGUUUUUGGGUCAACGAAAUGGGUCUUUGCGAUUUGGAAGGAGUCGAGUGUCAUUUAUCUAGACUUGGAAGAGAGAUCAUAGCUAGCAGUGAAGAUGAUGCAUAAUUGUUCCCCUUCACUAGAGUUGGCAUGAAUAGGAAAUUGCCAUAAAUAAACGCGAUCUGCCGUCAUGACAAAUAAACCACAGAGGUUUCCACCUUUGCAAUGGAAGAAAGAUCACAAUGGUUGGAUCUGGGGCUACGUUAACGUGUUUGACUUGGGCAGUGGCCGGUCAAUUAAAAACCUACUUGCAGAAAAAAGGCAAUCUAGAAGAGAAGUUGGUUCUAAUUCAUGUAUGAAGUUCGAAGCACCAAAUCCGUGUGAAAAGAGCUUUAAUGUCAAGGUUCAGGAUGUUGAUAAAAGUGUGGCAGCGACUCUAGAGUUUAAGACAAGUGUGAAGGAACUGAUUGAAGAAGAUAUGUUAGCUGAUGAGCAAAAUCUUAAGAAACAGAGAAAUGACAUUGAACUUGAUCCUGGAGCAUGUAGUUUGCGCAAGGGAAGGAGCGUUACAAAGUGGAACUCCAAGAGGACAUAUGAAACUUAUGAUAGAUCCAGAAGAAGUAUGUCUCUACCUGAUUUGGAUGAUCUCAACUCUGAUACCAAACUGCCAGAUCAAGUUGAUGCUGUUCUUGAAGCAAAGUUAGGUGCAGCCAUUGAGAUGUUUGUAAGCCACAAAUUGAAGAGUGCUAGAUGCUUGGGAGAAGAUGAGGUAAUUGAUAACUCCAAAGAGUUUACAGAUGCUUUGAAAACACUAAGUUGCAAUAAGGAAUUAUGCUGGAGACUCUUACGAGAUCCAAAAUCUAGGCUGGUGAAGCACAUUGAGAGCUUAGAGGAUGAAGGUGAGGAAGGGAGGACAACUACCACAAGGCAUAUUAAAUCUAGUGUGAUGCAGAAAGAUGAUACAGUUAAAACAAGAAAGUGUCGCUUUUUUCGCAGGAGAAGAAAGAGUCAGGAAAGCUACCACCAUCCUUCAAUGGAAUAUGAGAGAUCCCAUCCUUCUACCAAAAUUGUAAUUCUAAAACCUUCAACCGCUGGCUUACACCCGUCUCAUAGCUUGGUCAAUAAGUUAGAGCAGAAUGUGAAAAACUCAUCGCACUUCUCAUUCACAGAGAUUAAAAAAAGGCUGAAGAAAGCCAUGGGAAAAGAACGGCAAGAGAUCCCUAGGGACUUGGCUAUUCGUAAAAAGCACAAUAAUACCAACAAAGUUGGGAUCAGUGGAGAAAAUAAUGGAUGGAGCUCUCCAAACAGAAACCAUUUUUACAGCGAGAGAUUUGCGAACCCUCCCUUUAACUUCACAAGAGGAGAUAAGAAAGGUAAGGAAAAAGAUAUUGAAAAUGAAGAAUCUAAAUAUAUUAAGCUGGAUAUAUCAAACACCACUCUUCAGGGAAAACAGGAAAAAGAGGAAGAGUUAAUUAGUGAGGAGCUUCCUCUUGAGGCUCAGUCUUUGGCUGCAGGGAUCAAUUCAGAACACGUUAAUGCAAGGGUUGAAGUUCCAUGUGACCUUACUUGUGACAAUUUAUUGGAAAUAGACAUUUCUUCUUGUAAUUAUGAAGUAGCUAAAUCAGAUAGGGAAGAAUCAGCCCCAACUGGAUACCAGGAGGAUGAAAAGGUUUUAGGUGCCUCUUGUGAGCGAAGUAGCUUUUCAGUUACCAUAGAUAGUGGACAUGAUGUCACACAAACGGUGGACGAAGAAACCUCCUUCAAAAUCUCAGAAGUUGCAUCCAGAUAUUUAUCCGAUUCCUCUGGGGAAAAAGAAAAUUUUUCUUGUUGGUCGGCUUCCCCUGACGUCAAUCCUUACAGCACUGUGUACCAUCCAGUUGAACUCCCAAUUCAGCCUCCGAGUGUCCAUUUCAAGGAACCAGCAGCUUCAUUGGACCAACAACUUGAUAUGUUUACUCUUUCAGAAAAUGAGGAGUCUGCAUUUGAAUAUGUCGAAGCGGUGCUGCUAGGUUCAGGAUUAAAUUGUGAUGAAUAUCUAUUACGCUGGCUUUCUUCAGAUCAGAUUCUUGAUCCGUCGCUGUUUGAUGAAAUAGAUUUACUGACUGAUCUGUCCUGUCGAAAACUCCUCUUUGAUUGUGUGAACGAUGUUCUUUCUGAGAUAUGUGGCCGCUACAUUGGCCAGUUCACUGGCAUGCCAUUUAUUAAACACAACCUUCGAUCAGCUCCAAAGGGGGUGGCCCUAAUCCAAGAGGUCUGGAAAGGAGUUGAAUGGUGGUAUCAUCUCAACAACACUCCACCACCCACCCAUUCUUUGGAUCCGCUAGUUGAAAAAGAUAUGGCAAGGCCUGCAGCAUGGAUGGACCUGAAAUAUGAUAUCUUAAACAUUGUUUUUAGGAUGGAAGAAGCUGUUCUAGAGGAGUUGGUGGAGGAAACUCUUUUGAUCUUUGCGGAUGAUAUACUUUGGAGGGCUAUGGCGUCCCCUCGGCAGAGAGCAAAGUAGAGGUCAACUAUGACUAGAGAACUAUAGAAACUCGUUAUAAAAAAAAUGGAAACUUGGGGGAUUGAUCAUAGAAGAUAACUAGUUGAAUCUUGAGCAUCCUGAAAUUAAUAGCUAUACUUGGUCCCAAGUAUGUUUGCCAUGCAGCCAUGCCAGCUCAAUUUCAGUUUCGUCCCUCAUGUGCUAGGAAUGAGAUGGUGGAUUUAAAGACUAAGACAAGAUUAGGAGGGUGGAAGAGUUUCGACUACUCUUCAGCAGAAACUACGGCAGAUGAGUGGUUUGGAAUGAUACUUUCCUAGUGGGGAAUCCAAAGAAAUCCGUGUUGAAGGC